Molecule: messenger RNA, 5902 nt
Organism: Dunckerocampus dactyliophorus (ringed pipefish)
Lineage: Eukaryota; Metazoa; Chordata; Actinopteri; Syngnathiformes; Syngnathidae
Gene: tnxba
Product: tenascin XBa
Exons: 15
Coding region: 394-5625 (1743 amino acids)
Molecular function (GO): protein binding
Source: RefSeq, a predicted model, not a curated record
CGCUGGCGUACUGACACCUCGCCACACCACACCAGCUAGCUACUAGCCCACUAGCGAAUAGCUUCACCACACACUCGCCCACAGUGCGUCAGCGCCGCACCCUCAACGCCUCAGGCCACUACCAAAAAGGGAAGGCUACAUAUUGAAGCUGACAACACUGCUGCUGCGUUUUUAUUUUUGAGUUUGGAAAAGCUAACGCUAGGUGUAGGCGUUCGUUUCUAUGUUGCUAUACCGAAUCAAUGCACCCAGGAAGGAAGUUCCUGUAAUGCUUAAAAGGACCAAAAUAUGGCAAAAUACUGUUAAAGCUGGCUCACCACCACUCAUAUUGAAGAAGGAGUUGAUAAUCUAAGGAGUAACAUAAACCAAAUUUUUGGUGACGGUUACUGGCUCAAAAUGCUGUUUACACUGGGACUUCUCCUCCUUCUCACACCAUUUCCCUCUCUUCAAACCCCCACCAAUCAGAAGAGAAACUCCACAGGAAAUGACCUAACUAAAACCAACAGCCCUUUCACCGUUCUGAAACCAAAAGCCAGCUCUGGUCCAACCAAAGCAACCGGGAGCCCCACCCUAAAGACAAAUAACAUCAAUCAGAUUGUUUUACCCACUCCUCUCCCCAACCAAAAACCUCCCGUGAUAAACACCACAGCAAGUGGCAGAAGCAAGCCCAACCCGGCUGUGAAUCCCACCACUAUGUCCACUCCAGUGAAGGCAUCCACAGCUAGUGGAUCGAUGAGCAAGAAAGACAAGCACACAGGCUUAGCUAAAUCCACACCAGCCAGCGAUGUGAAGCUUACAAAGAGCAACCCUGGACCCACUGGAACUGUGAAUGAUCAGUCAGCAACCGCAAGGUCUACAUCAGUCAACAGUGCUAAAAACACCAAAAAUAAAAUCCAACUUUCUGUCAAUCAGACUGCUUCAGAGAAAUCUCCUUCAACCAGCAGUGGGAAGAUUGCCAAAGUCAAGCCAGCCCCCACCGUAGUUCAAAAUACUCAGUCAACAUCCACAAAACUGGCCAGCAGCACCAAAACCACCAAAAACAAGCUGACAGCCUCCAUCAAUGAAACUGUUGUUACAAAAUCCCCCUCCACCAGUGAAAUGAAGAACUCUAAAGACAAGACUGUCCCCAAUGUCCAGACUGUUGCUACAGCUAGCAGUUCUACAGUUAACAAAGAUAGGACCAAACCGUCUGUCAAUCAGACCCUUGUAGUGAAGUCUCCUUCCACUGUUGAUGUAAAAAACUCCAAAGACAAUCCUGCCCCCACAGUACAGACUGCUCUCUUCAACCUAGCAAAGGCCUCUACAGCUAUCAUUUCUGCAGUUGUCAAAAAUAGGACCACACCCUCUGUCAAUGAGACUACUGUAGUGAAAUCAUCUUCUACUGUUGAUGUAAAGAACUCAAAAGACAAACCUGCAUCUACAGCCGAGGCUGCUCUCUCGAACCAAACAAAGACUACCACAUCCAGUAAUUCCGCGACUGUCAACGAUAAGGCCACGACUUUUGCUAACCACACUGAAGAAGUGAAAUCUCCCACUGCCGGUGCUAUGAAGAAUUCCAAAGUCAAACCAACCUCCACUGUCCAAACUGAUGCAUCCAUUCCUGCAAAGACCGCCGCUGCUGUCAAGUAUGUGUCGUCAGCCUCUGCAGAUCAGGCCCCCGUCACCAAGGCGCCCAGCAGCACCAAAGCAAAGACUGUUCCCGCACAGCCUAUUAAGGUGGUCAUCGCUAAUGACUGCGAGUCCAGCCACACCAAGGAGCAUGACAUAAGCCUAAAACCUGGUGCUCCCUUGGUCAUGACUCAUAAGAUCAGUUUAAUGCAUGGUGGCUGUGCUGGUGGAUGUGAGGCAGAGAUGGCAGAGUUGAAAGUCCGCUUGGCCCGUCUGGAGAGAGAGAUGUCCUCUCUGAAGGAGAAAUGUCCAUGUUCUGCAAAUUGUCCAAAUGAUUGUAGUGGCAAUGGGGAAUGUCAGAAAGGAAAAUGUGUCUGCCAGGAAGGAUUUCUGGGUCCAGACUGCAGUAAUUGUGCCCAAGGAGCUGAGUGUAAUAAAAGAGAAGCCAAGGGAACAAUCAAGGUCAAAGUGGACACAGUAGCCCAGAAGGUGAACAAAGAAAGCAGUACUGUCAAAGAAGAGGAAAGAACCGGCACAGCAGAGCAGCUUGAGAAGAAGGAGCAAAAGAAGGGGACUGAUGCCAAGGGGACGGACGCUAAGAUAGCUGUUACAGCUAAACUAGCUCUUGCAAAAGCACAAGUCAACCUUGAUGCUUCUGGAAAGAAAAUUACAAUAAAGGGUACCACAAAGACAACCAGUCCCACUGUUGGCCAAGCUUUGUUAAAGCAUGGAGUAAGAAAGCAAGAGGAGGCCCGCAAAGGAAAAAUUGCAGGACUGGCUCCUAAAAAGACUGAUCUUAAACUUGUCAAGGAAGUAAUCAAGGUUAAAUCCUUUUCCAAAUCUGACCAACUGAAAGAUGAACCUCAAAAUAACAUAACCCAGAUUGAUGCAACAACAACAAAAUCAAAUCACACAGCUAAAAUUGCAACAAUUCUUACCAGGAUUAUGGGAGCCAACAAAACCAAAGCUGGAAAAGACACCAUGGAGCAAUCCACACUAUUUGAAAAGAAUUCUACUCAACAUUCUGGGCCAAAACAGGUGAAGAAGGUCAAAGUAGAUCCUGUAUCUGAGCACUCGACUGAUGGCAAGACUGGACAGGGCAGACAUACAACUGAUGCUAGCAAGACAGAAAAAGGGAGGGAAACUACAAUAGUGCACUCUGUUGACUCUAAGACCGGUAAAGGGAGAGUUACAACUGUGCAAACUGCUGACGGUAAGAGUGAGCGACAAAGUGCAACUUUGCACACUGUCGAUAGCAGAAACACAGAUGCUAGCAGGACUGGAAAAGGGAGAGAUGCCAUCACUGUGCACUCUGUUGAUGGUAAAACUGGAAAAGGGAGACACACCACAACUAUUCACUCUGUUGAUGACGAGACUGGUAAAAAGAGGGAUAUAACAACAGUGCAUUCCGCUGAUAGCAAAACCGGAGAGGGAAGAGAUACAAGUGUGCAACCUGUGGAUGGAAAGACCGAUAAAGGGAGAAAUACCGUAACUGUACACUUGGGUGAUGGUAAGACUGGAAAAGGGAGAAACACCGUCACUGUGAACACUGAUGAUGGCAAACAAAGCAGACACACUACAACUUUGCAUCCUGUUAAUGACAGAAACACAGAUGCUAGCAAGACUGGACAGGGUAGAGAUACAAGGAUGCACUCUGUUGAUGCUAAAAUUGAAAAAGGAAGGGAUACUAUGACUGUGCACUCUGUUGUUGGCAGGACUGAGCAAGGCAGACAAACUACAACAAUGACAGAUGCUGUCAAGACAGGAAAAGGGAGUGAUACUGUAACGCUGCACUCUGUUGAUGGUAAGACUGGUGAAGGUAUGCGUACUACAACUGUGAACUCUGUUGACAACAGAAAAACAGAUACUAGCAAGCUUGGAAAAGGCCGAGACACCAUUACUGUGCAGUCUGUUGAUGGCAAGACUGGACAAGGAAUGGAUUCAGAAAUUGUGCACUCUGUGGAGGACACGACCGGACUAGGCAGAGAUGCCGUAAGUGUGCACUCUAUUGAUGGCACACACACAAAUGCCAUCAAGACCAGCAAAGGGAGGGUCACUCUAAGAAGUCAGCAUAUAGCAAAUGCAACUGUUGUAGAUGAAGUUAGGGUUACCAAUGGCGGCUCUGUGACUAGUACCAGAAGGACAGGAGGAUUAGGUUCAGUGAAGGUUAUGAACAUCUCCUCCCACAGCUUCAUUGUCACGUGGUCAGCACCACAAGGAAUGUUCAAGAACUUCACGGUGAUCAGAAGGGAGCCGCGAUCUGAAGGCGAUGAGGAGGACUUUGAGGAGUUUGAAGAGGAGGCUUUUGAGGGGGAUCUUGUCCAAUCAGCUAAGAAUACAAUGGAGGUCCAGAUGCACAAGGAGAUCACAACUUCUUCGGGUAAAGUUGUUGCAUCAAGAAGUAAAGCAGAAACCAAGAGGGUCAUGAUGGUGGUCCCUGGUAGUGUGCGAUCAGUUGAGUUCAGUAACCUUCGCGCUAGCACACGCUAUGUCCUGCACAUAUAUGGUACUGCUGCUGACAGAAGAUCCAAGAUUCACAGAGUUAUUGCAACUACAGGUCCUGAGGCAGCCACAGAUAUGGUUUUCAGUAAAAUCACAGAGACAUCAAUCACGAUGUCCUGGUCCAAACCAAAGAGCAUGGUCACAGGCUACACGGUCACGUACACCCACAUUGUCACAGGAGAAACGCGUUCCGUGAACUUGGACUCCCAUCAGACUCAUGUUGUUCUCUCCAAGUUGUCUGCUGGAUCAUCCUACAUAGUCACUGUAACCUCUACACAAGGCAAAGCCCAGAGUGAUGCUCUUGUGUCUAUUAUAACCACAGUGCCUGCACCUCCAACCCACCUCCGGGCCAUCAAUGUGACAGAUACCAGAGCAGUGCUGCAAUGGACCCCCAGCUUGGGGAAGGUGGACCGCUUCAUCAUCAGCUACGAGUCCUCCAAGACUCCUAAUGUAACUGUGACAGUGAUGGUGUCUGGAAGCUCCGUGGAGCACCAGCUGAGAGGCCUGCAGAGAGGCACCGUGUACACUGUCAAAGUACUCAGCCAGAAGGACAGCCUUCAGAGUGCAGCCAUUACAACAUCAUUUACCACUGCCAAUGUGGUCAAAGCAAGUGAAGUGGGUGCUCGCUCUGCACUGAUCACUUGGAGAAGUUCCACUGUAGUUUAUCACAGUUACAGAUUGAUCUACCAGGUUGUAGGAGAGGCAGCAAAGGAGCUUCUCCUGGAGUCCACCAUCACAGAGUAUAAGCUGUCAGGGUUGUUACCCAUGUCACGCUAUAAUGUUCUAGUACAAGGCGAGAAAGAUGGACAAUACACACCUAUUGUCACCACUGAAUUCAUCACAGGGAAGCUGCGUUUUCCAUACCCCACUGAAUGCUCUCAGGAGCUGCUGAAUGGAGCUCUUCAGUCAGGGGAGGUGGACAUCUACCCCCAGGGCAAGGACGCGCAGGUGGUGAGAGUCUACUGCGACAUGGAGACCGAUGGAGGCGGUUGGACGGUGUUCCAAAGAAGAAUGAGUGGAAAGACAGAUUUCUACAGAACCUGGAGUGAAUACAGAGGCGGCUUUGGAAACCUCAGUGAAGAGUUCUGGCUCGGAAAUGAGUUGCUGCACAACCUGAGCAGCAUCGGCCCUGUAAGUUUGAGGGUGGACCUGAGAUCUGGAAACGACACGGCUUAUGCUCACUACACCAACUUCUCCAUUGAUUCAGAGGAGAACCAUUAUGCCCUCAGCGUGUCUGGAUACACAGGAACAGCAGGGGACUCCAUGAGGUACCAUAACGGCCGUCCGUUCUCAACCUUGGACAAGGACCCUGAUUCUUUGGGGAUCCACUGUUCUCGGGCCUACAUGGGAGGCUGGUGGUAUAAAAACUGCUACAAAACCAAUCUCAAUGGACUCUAUGGCAUCAACACUAACAAUCAGGGAGUGGUAUGGAUAGACUGGAAAGGUAAAGACUCCUCCAUUCCCUUCACUGAGAUGAAAUUCAGACCAUCCAGGUUCUCUCCUGCAACACACGGCUAAGGGGGAUGGCACAUUCUUGGGCUGUCUGAACUGAACAACUUCCAGCUAAGAAUGAGUGUUCCAGAACUCUAAAUGAAAUGUUGUUGCUGGCCACUCUUCCCAAGUUUGUUUUGAGGACUCUCCACAAGUGUGUUCCAACUCAGCAGGGUCAUUUCUCUGUCGAGAACUACGUUUUGUUCUACUUCUCACCCACUUCAACACGGUGUUGUUUUGACUCGUCUCACUACUACUGUAAAUAUGCACUGUCUCGCUCUGUUGAUAGCAAUGUGGCUGUUGU